Messenger RNA from Symbiodinium pilosum, 339 nucleotides. Lineage: Eukaryota; Dinophyceae; Suessiales; Symbiodiniaceae. The record is from the annotation of a GenBank genome assembly.
AUGUGGUAUGUGGUUUGCCGCAACAAUCGCGCCAUCGACGCAGCCUUCGCUACUUUUGAUGCCGAUCAGGACGGGCGGAUAACCGCCCAAGACCUGCAGCUUGUGUUGGCCGAUGCAAACGGCCGAGAAGCUUGGCAAAAGCACAUGCCUUCGCUCUUUGAAGAGAUUGAAAAGCAAGAGAUCACCUCCAUACAGAGGACGGCGAGAAAUGCAAUGCGCAGUUUCAUGCACGUCCUGAAGAAGGAGGCCAUGAGGUAUGCGAACCUCGAUCAGUUCCGCCAGUAUUUGCAACAGAACAUGGAUUUCCGAGCUGGCGAUGCUCUCUACGCGGUGACUUAG